AUGCUAUUGAUAAGAGUCCAACAACUACUAUAUCGUCAGUUGAAAGUGAUUGUGUGUCUAAUAAUCCUUUUUUUAUCAUCUGAUGAUGAUAUAGAAAAUUGGCGUGGUAAAGGUGAAGAACCAAUUACAAGCUUAACAUCGAAAGGUAAUAAUAAAAGACAAAAAAUAUGCCCCACUUCUAAGAAUACUGCUACACAAAUUGAGUAUGAAGCAAACAUAAACAUAGCAAAACAAUUAUUUGAUAAUUUAAGUACAUCUUCAAUUUCAGACGAUAAUGAAGAAAUUACAUUCAUUGAUACAUUUGCCAAUUCCCAGAUCAUACAUGAAAGUAAAACCAGUGAAAUCCCUAACAACGACAUACAAGGUGUUCUUAAAAAAAAGUCUAAAAUCAAAAAGCAGACCCACAAAGUAUAUGCAACCAACACCUGA
This is a messenger RNA of Macrosiphum euphorbiae (potato aphid), 429 nucleotides long. Lineage: Eukaryota; Metazoa; Arthropoda; Insecta; Hemiptera; Aphididae. The record is from the annotation of a GenBank genome assembly.